UAUAGAUAUCCCAACAUUUUUUUCUGUUACAGGGAGAGCAUUGCAGUCAUUCGACCAACACUGAUCAAAUUUUCACAAGAUUUCCGGAGAUUGCACUCGGUCUACUGCCGCAGUGGAGACGAUGGAGGCAGGAACUCUGGAAGACGGAGACGAAAACAACCACGAAACUCAUCGCAUCCCUUCUGAUCCUGCAAUGAAAACCUUUGACUCCAAGAAUCAAGCAUCCUCAGCAGACUUAGAUCGGUUCAAAUCUUACUUAGAAACGCCAAAGAAGCAGAGGCUGUGACUCUGAGGGGAAAACCAAAUAAAUUGAGCACUUGGAAGGCGCCCAAUUUGCAAAAGCUGCAAACGAUGGGCUAACGAAAAUGGAACCAUAGCAUACAACGAUCGUUUCAUUUCGUGCCCCUUCUCGCAACAAAAAUAUACUACUUCUUCAUCAAGAGCUAAUUUUCUCUCCAUCUUGAGUCUCCAUUCGGGAAGUCGAAAGUAAUCGGAUCCAGAGUGACGGACUCAGUCAAGAAAAUAGUUUACUCUUAUAGAUACACGUAUUUAAAUACAAUUUUUGUGACGAUAAGUUACAAUUCAUUCAAACAAAGCUCCAAUUUUACUGCCACUUAAACGUAAAAAAUUGCGAUUUUUAUUCGGACUUAAUUAAAAUCUUGGUUUUGGAGGGUUUCACUGUCAAUGAACUUGCGAAAAUCCACCAAUUGAAAUGCAAAUCAUUAUGAUCAUUAAUUUUUGAGGUAGCCUGAAAAAUUCUCAUGCGAUAUUUACUCCGUUGAGGAAUAUAUGCUACAUCGAGACUUGCCGCAUAGCUAAUACUGAGUUAAUAGAUCCGUGAAAAAACACUCAACUAUAGAAAUAGUUUACUCGUCGUCCUGCUACAUAGCCUACGGUAGACCUGGCUAAUAAUACACUCAUUCGAAAGGUAGUUUUGAUUGAGGUUCAUUGUGUGACAGUGAGCUAACGGAUCCACAGUUGAAGAAAUAGUCGACCAUUCAACUGCCACGUUCCCUGCACAAAACUAUAAUCCUUUGAGGAUACGGAAUGAAUCGUGUGUAAAGUGGUGAAACGAGGGCUGCAUAAUGUCAAGGAGCUGAAAGGGCAGUCGACCCGGCAGUUUAAUUGUCGUCCUGCUACGUAGCCUACGCUAGACCUGGCCAAUCAUACACUCAUUCGAAAGAUAGCUUUCAUUGCGGUUUAUCGGGUGACUCAUUGUGAGCUAACGGAUCCGCAGUGAGGCACUCAGUUGAAGAAAUAGUCGACCCAAAAACCUAACUGUCAAAAAAAUAUAAUCGCUCAAAGAUACCGAACGAAUCGUUCGUAAAUUAGUGAAACGAGGGUUGCAUAAUGUCAAGGAGCUGAAACGGCAGUCGACCCGCCAGUUUACUUGUCGUUCUGCUACAUAGCCUACGCUAGACAUAGCCAGCAAUACACUCAUUCAAAAGAUAGUUUUGAUUGAGGUUCAUUGUGUGACUCAGAGUAAGCUAACGGAUCCGCAGUUGAAGAAAUAUAGUCGCUCCCUCAACUGUUUCAAAAAUAUAAUCGCUCAAAGAUACGGAGCGAAUCGUGCGUAAAUUGGUGAAACGAGGGUUGCAUAAUGUCAAGGAGCUGAAAGAGCAGUCAACUCGGAAGUUUACUCGUCGUCCUGCUACGUAGCCUACGCUAGACCUGUCCAAUUAUACACUCAUUCGAAAGGUAGUUUUCAUUGAGGUUUAUCGGGUGACUUAUACUGAGCUACGAAUCCGCAGUUGAAGAAACAGUCGACUCUUCAACUGUUUCAAAAAUAUAAUCGCUCAAAGAUACGGAGCGAAUCGUGCGUAAAUUGGUGAAACGAGGGUUGCAUAAUGUCAAGGAGCUGAAAGAGCAGUCAACUCGGAAGUUUACUCGUCGUCCUGCUACGUAGCCUACGCUAGACCUGUCCAAUUAUACACUCAUUCGAAAGGUAGUUUUCAUUGAGGUUUAUCGGGUGACUUAUACUGAGCUACGAAUCCGCAGUUGAAGAAAUAGUCGCCCCCUCAACUGUUUCAAAAAUAUAAUCGCUCAAAGAUAGCGAGCAAAUCGUGCGUAAAUUGGUGAAACGAGGGUUGCAUAAUGUCGCGGAGCUGAGAGAGCAUUGAAGACGAUGGGCUGGAACGAGAGCGAGAGCGAGGGUUGCCCGGAGGAGGUGGUGGUGUUCUACAACGACACGCUGCCGAUCCCUUUGGCGGUGCCGCUGUUGGAGGCGGUGGCGACGACCAUCGUCCUGGGCCUCAUCAUCCUGCUCACGGUCGUCGGGAACAUCCUGGUCAUCCUCAGCGUCUUCACGUACCGCCCGCUGCGGAUCGUCCAGAACUUCUUCAUCGUCUCGCUGGCCGUGGCCGACCUCACGGUGGCCCUCCUCGUCAUGCCGCUCAACGUCGCCUACAACCUCCUCGGCCGCUGGGUCUUCGGCAUCUACCUCUGCAAGAUCUGGCUCACCUGCGAUGUCCUCUGCUGCACCGCAUCCAUCCUCAACCUCUCGGCCAUCGCGCUCGACAGGUACUGGGCCAUCACUGACCCGAUCAACUACGCGCAGAAGCGGACUGUGAAACGGGUCAACGGGAUGAUCGCAGCUGUCUGGGUUCUAUCGGCAGUCAUCAGCUCGCCCCCGCUGGUCGGUUGGAACGACUGGCCGGACGAGUUUCACAGGGAUACGCCCUGUCGGCUCACUAGUCAACGGGGCUACGUCAUCUAUUCGUCGCUAGGAUCCUUUUAUAUUCCGUUGCUCAUCAUGACGAUUGUCUACGCCCAGAUUUUCAUCGCCACUCGCCGGAGGCUUCACCAGAGAGCCAUGGCUUCCCGACUGGGGGCCAGUCAGCUCUCUUCAAAGUAUAAGCCUGGCACUAAUGACGCCCAAGUGACGAUCGAGCAAGAGUCGGUGAGCAGCGACAACAACCGCAGUCCCUCGCCGACAGGGAAGCGGCCGAAGAAGGGCUCGAAAGGGAAGAAGAAGAAGAAGGAGAAGGAGAAAGAGCUGGCCAAAUCGCAGAAAGAGAUGAAUAGACUAUUAUCAAGCUUAGACACGGAGAACUCGCUCUCGGACAUCCAGGACCACUCCUCGGAGUCGGCGAAGAAAGACUCGGACAAGGAGGUGAAGACGGCGGCCAUGCGACCCGAAGAAGUGCCGACCAAGAUCGCCGUCGUGUCCACCAACAACAACUGUCGACCGGUCCAGGUCUCGCAAUUCAUCGAGGAGAAACAGCGUAUCUCCUUGUCGAAGGAGCGCAAGGCGGCGCGCACGCUGGGCAUCAUCAUGGGCGUUUUCGUCAUAUGCUGGCUCCCGUUCUUCCUCAUGUACGUCGUUUUGCCGUUCUGCGCCUCGUGCUGCCCGUCGGACGCCUUCGUCGACGUCAUCACCUGGCUCGGGUACAUCAACUCCGCCCUUAACCCUAUCAUAUACACCAUAUUCAAUUUGGACUUCCGAAAGGCCUUCAAGAAGCUCCUUCAUAUCCCGGUUACGAACCGAUGAUCCGAGGGAGGCGUGUGAGGGGCCUCCGUCUACCAGGAGCGGUAAACAGACUUCGUCGUUUCCGUCACGAAAGAACGUAACUCCAUUUCAAUGUUGCCAAACUUCUCCUCGCAAAUUGCAUGUAAACCAGGGGAAUCUUGG
Messenger RNA from Bemisia tabaci, 3631 nucleotides. Lineage: Eukaryota; Metazoa; Arthropoda; Insecta; Hemiptera; Aleyrodidae. The record is from RefSeq and is a predicted model, not a curated record.